CGACGCUUCGUCAAAUAGAACGGAUGUGAAUCUCGAAGUCCGCGUGCUUUUUGUUGUUGUUGUUGUCAUAUCGUCGUCGUAGUCGUCGUUAGGUCGUAAUCGUCGUCGACGACAUCGUCACACCGUUAGGCAGCCACCGUCAUCAACACCGUUGUUGUGUUGUGUGUCGUUUUGUUUCUUCAUUUUAUUGUUCAUAUUGUCCUGUUCCUGACUCUUGAUCGCUUUCAGUUUCAUACACAUCCAUUUAAUGUCUCUCAGUGUUUUGUUCCGAUUUUUUUUUCGUUCCGUUUAUGUUUUAUGUCUCGGUUCGUUUGUUUGCCAUUCCGGACACGAUAAAAUUCGUCCGAAUUCGUUAAUUUGAAAUUUUGAAAUAUCAAAUGAAAAACCGUAUGAAAAGAGAAGAGAAAAACAACGGGCACACACACACAAACAAACAAACAAACGCCAGCAGAAGAAUUCAUCAAAGACAACGAGAAUAAAAUAUCAAAAUGAACAUAUAACUAAUAAGAACUUACGACUUAUCAAGUAAUUGGAUCAAUUCGAUCACAUGAUUUACUGUAUUCAGUCAUAAUCAACGACCAAGUCUAACGGUCUCUAACCGAAAUAAUAAAAAAGAAAAAGAGCAACAAAACUAAAACCAAAUACGAAAAACAGAUAUGCGAAACGAAAGAUAGAGCAGGAGAACGACGAGCGCGCGAUAUAUAGACGAGAAUAGAUAAAGACAGAGAGAACGAGCGAGAGAGAGAGAGAGAGAAACCGCACGCAAUCGACAAUCGGCAAUAAACAUUUUUACAUGACUUAUAAAAAUGUGCAUUAAUUUCAUUACCGACAUUCAUUCAAACUGUUGGCUCGAAUAAGCAUAAUUUUAUAUUAGUUCAUUUUGUUGCUGUUCAAGAAAGUUGGAAUUUGAAUACACGCUCGAGUAUCCAGUCAGUGUAUGAUGUGUGGCGCAAUUAGCAUCAAAUGUAAAAUAAAAUCUAAAGAAUUAUAUUGACGAGAUAUAAAGAAGAAGAAGAAGAAAAAGGCGAGUGAGCAAGAGCGAAAAACACGUAUUCAUAAACCGUAAUUAUUAUAUAGACAAAUUACAGGCUAAAUAAGUGAACAGGACCGAUGUGUAUUAGUGAUUGACACAAAUGAACUUAUAAAAUUUUCAUGUUUGAAUUUGAAUGAAAAAAAAAAACAAAUCGUUGGUGCAUUUGAUUUUUAAUCCGGGACAUUAUUUGAUAAUUUAAACGUACGAUUCAAUAAAAUAAAAAAUAAAUGCCGAUUUAAAGUCAGUUCGAAGAAGAAAGAGCAUUGAAUAAAACCAGAAAAUGAACACUUGAAGAAACAAAACAGAAUAUAAGAAGAAAAUCAUUUAAAAAGAAGAAAGAAGAGUAUUUUAUUACAUAAUAAACAAGCCAUUUGUCGAAUCAGUGAAGAGACGAAAUACAAUCUGUCAAACAAACGGAGAGUAUCUCGAGCAUAAUAGUCGUCGACGAGAAGAGAUUAAAAAAAAACACAUUGUGUCAACUAAAUAAAAGACCAAAUGCCAAUAAACCAUACAUAUGUGUAUGCAGUUAUAAGAACAGUGUAAACACGCGCGCAUUCAUAAACAGUGACAACCAUCAUUCAAAAUAUAAAAACCAACUAACAAGUUUGAGAAGAAGUAAAAUCGAAGACACAACUUUGACAUUUUGAUCGAAAAAACGAUCAUUUCAUCAAGAGAGAAAAAAAAAACCGAAAAUUGUUUGAUAGUGUACAGUGUACACGGAUUUUUUUCUCCCCCGAAUCAAAAAGUCACCAAAACUUGUGUUAAUUCGAUCGUAAAUAUUUAUAUGUUGUGGAUAAGAAAAUUGACAUUUACAUUUUGAGUGCCGCCAAAACCGCCACUUCAGUGAACCACCGAACGAGAAUCAGACAAAAAAAAAACCCGGCGCCAUUCUGACGUAAUCAACCAAAGGCAUUGAAGGCGAGAUCAAAUCAGGAUGAGAGUCUGAUAUGGCUGAAGGUAUUGAAGAAGCCGAAACGAAUAGCAGUUCAGGUGCUGGUGAUGCAACAACGAGUAUGCUUAGCGCAGCAAUGCCAUGCGAAGUACAUGAAUUUGACACGUAUCAUCAUCAGGCUAUCAAACGAUCCGUCUCGACCUCACCAACCCCAAAAAUAAUGCCACUCAUGCAGCAAAGCAUCGUACGUAAAGUGCAUGAGCAAUCGGUUGCUGCUGCCGCCGCCGCCGCCGCUGUUGAUUUUGAGCCAAUGUCGCAGUACUUACAAUCGCAUCGUUUGCAUCAGCACCAACAACGAAAAUCGAUCGCAACCAAACGUAAACUAUCCACGGACGAUGCCGAUGUGGACAGCCCAAAUCCACAUCAAACAUCAUCACAGCACGACGACGACGACGAUGAUGACGACGAUCAACUGUCGCAAUCGUCAUGCUCUUCAUUAGCACCGGUGUCGCCGUCGUUAAGAAAACUCAAAUCAGAGGUCUCUGGCCAUGGUUAUGUAAAAUGUGAGAGUUUAUCACCGAUGCAAAUAUUAGACAGUGAACAGGAUCCACAUCUUCGAAUGGAUGAGCAAGCCAAAGUGGCUAGCAAUUCGUCGGAGGGAAAAUGCAUCGAACAAACCACCGACGAUGAUAUCAUUCACGAUGAUGCCGAGCCCAAUAUUCUUGAACAGUCACAGGAUGUGGCAAACCUUUUGAAUAGUCAAAAUGCUUUGGCGGCUGCAGCAGCAGCAGCAGCUGUGGCUGCCAAUUCGGCAUCAGCCGAUCGCUUAACGCCGGAAAUGAAAGAUGCUCGUCUCAAACUAUCAUCGGCUGCCGUUGCCCAUAUUAAUGGAACUAUGCAAAAGAUGUUGAAUUUUCAAAAUUUACAAAAUUUGGCAUCGUUGCAACAACAAAAGCUGUCAUUUGUUGGAUUGGCCGGAUUGUCAUCAGCAUCGACGUGCUUGAAUUCACCACUCAAUCUCAGCUUAAGCUCAUCGUCUCACACCGAUCCAAGUCAAAUGAACACCAACUGCAGCACAUCAAUAGCUUCCGAGCUGGCGAAAAAUCUAUGCGGCGCAUCAGCUGACAACUAUUCACCACAAAUGCCUCAGCUUAUUUUGGCAUCGGGUGGUCAAUUGAUGCAAGGUGUGCAAGUGGCACAGCUUUUGAUACCAUCACCAUCAGGCAUUUCAACGCAAACGAUUUUAACGAUACCGGUGAGUCAGCAAGUGAGCUCAAAUGAGCAAUUGGCUCAAACUUUGGCUGCCUUAAAUAACUGCCCAACAAAUCAACAAGUGCAUCAGCAUCAGAAGCAGCAACAGCAGCAACAGCAGCAACAGCAACAACAAUCGUCUCAUCAAAUGCCAAAUCUACUGGGUUCGCCCACAUUACUUGCUCAACAGUCACAACAGCCACAGAAAACCCAACAAGGUCCGUUGAAUACAAACCUCUUUUCAUCCGGUGUGCAAGAAUUAUUGGCCGCUAUCCAACCGAAUCUCUUCGAUUUGCGUGAACAACAGACCAGCCAUCAUCGACGCCAUUCAAUGUCAACCAACAGUCCCAGUCCAAAUUAUUUGCAAACAUGUGCCAAUGACACCACUAAUAUUCGGGCUCAUACACCGAAACACAGUCCUAUUCGGAAUUCACACUUUGAAAAUCGAGAGGUAUCAACCAAUCAGUCUUCAGCAUCAACCGUUGUGUCGGGUGGCAGCAGUACAUCGCAACAUCAACACCAAAUUAUGCCAGCUACAUCACCUUUAUCGCAAUUCGCAACAAAUGGCGACGUACAAAAACUCAGAACGACAACAUCACCUCAUAACCUUUCGAAUCAACAAACUCAGCAGCGAGAAGGCAACGACGUCCCCAUAGCAUUUAGUAGUAACGAUAACAACAACAACAACAAUAAUAAUAACAACAGCGAUAGGUCCAUUGCAAGCAAUAGUUUAGUUAUUGGCAGUUGCAGCAGUACUACGAGCUCAGGAAAUAGUAUUAGUCACCAUCGUGAACAUUCACCAAAUAUUGCCAUUAACAGCAUAAAUAGAUUAACAACAUCGAAUGGUGAGUUGACAAUAACAAAAUCACAAGGAUUGCCGCCCCCGCCACAGCCUUCAUCCAAUUCGACAAGUUCGUCGAAAAGUGCACAUUCCCAUUCGCAUCACCAUCAAUCGCAUCGUAUCCUGUCGUCACAUCACAAAAACCAUCAUUCGCACCAUCAAUCGUCAUCGACGGUGACAACACCACCAACGGUCACUGAAACACCAGACGAUGAAUCGCCGAAUGAACCAACAAUCAAUCAAACCAAUUGCAACGUAGUCGACGGAAUUGAUUUAGAUGAAAUUAAAGAGUUUGCCAAAGCAUUUAAAUUACGACGUUUGUCAUUAGGUUUAACACAAACACAAGUCGGCCAAGCAUUAUCAGUUACCGAGGGUCCGGCCUAUAGCCAAAGUGCCAUAUGCAGUGCUCUGGCCGCACAGAUGUAUGCAGCUCAACUUUCAUCGCAGCAACAGCAGAAUAUGUUUGAAAAACUGGAUAUUACUCCGAAAAGUGCUCAAAAAAUCAAACCUGUCUUAGAGCGAUGGAUGAAAGAAGCCGAAGAAAGGCACUGGAAUCAUUAUAAGAGUGGUCAAAGCCAUUUGACUGACUUCAUUGGAGUGGAGCCAUCGAAAAAACGGAAACGUCGUACGUCAUUCACACCACAAGCUCUGGAAUUACUUAAUGCUCACUUUGAACGAAAUACCCAUCCAUCAGGGACGGAAAUCACCGGUCUCGCACAUCAAUUAGGCUACGAACGUGAAGUGAUACGAAUUUGGUUCUGUAAUAAACGUCAAGCGCUAAAAAAUACCGUACGAAUGAUGUCCAAAGGAAUGGUCUAAUGCAAUCCAGCCGAAGUGCAAAUGAGAUUCAACCGAAUAGAAACAAAAUAGGCCGCAAUAAAUUCAGUCGAAAAGAAGAUAAACCAAGGCCACACAGUCCAGCUGAAAAAGAAA
This is a messenger RNA of Sitodiplosis mosellana (orange wheat blossom midge), 4950 nucleotides long. RefSeq names its product POU domain, class 6, transcription factor 2-like. Gene Ontology annotation, molecular function: DNA-binding transcription factor activity, RNA polymerase II-specific; RNA polymerase II cis-regulatory region sequence-specific DNA binding. The record is from RefSeq and is a predicted model, not a curated record. Bases 1981 to 4836 code for a protein of 951 amino acids. NCBI's taxonomy places the organism in Eukaryota, Metazoa, Arthropoda, Insecta, Diptera, Cecidomyiidae. Gene Ontology annotation, biological process: regulation of transcription by RNA polymerase II. The transcript has 16 exons.